GUGUCAUCCGUCUGACUCGAAGUUUUGGAGCGCGCGCUGGCGGUCGGUCACCGUGAUGAAGUCUCCGGUUGUUCUCGCGCUGGUUCCUCUGUUCCUCAGCCUCAGUUCUGCUCAGCUGAGAGGUCUGUUUCCUGCUGUGUUAAAUCUGGCCUCGAUGGCUGAGAUCAGUGCGAACGCGACGUGUGGAGAGAAUGGAGCUGAGAUGUACUGCAAGCUGGUGGAACACGUCCCGGGACAACCGGUUCGAAACCCUCAGUGCAGAGUGUGUAACCUGAGGAGCGAGAGACCCUACGAGCGUCACCCGAUCGAGUUCGCCAUCGACGGCACCAACCGGUGGUGGCAGAGUCCGAGCAUAAAGAACGGCAUGGACUACCAUUACGUCACCAUCACCCUCGACUUACAGCAGGUGUUCCAGAUCGCAUACGUCAUCCUGAAGGCUGCAAAUUCUCCUCGGCCUGGAAACUGGGUCCUGGAACGAUCUUUGGAUGGAGAAACCUUCACGCCAUGGCAGUACUUCGCCAUCACAGAUACAGAGUGCAUCACUCGCUUCAACAUCAUCCCAAGAACCGGACCACCAGCAUACAAGCAUGACGAUGAGGUCAUCUGUACAUCAUUUUACUCCAAAAUCCACCCGCUGGAGAACGGAGAGAUCCACACGUCUCUGAUUAACGGGCGUCCGAGCGCUGAAGAUCCGUCUCCGACUCUGCUCAGCUUCACCUCCGCGCGCUACAUCCGCCUCCGGUUUCUACGGAUACGGACGCUGAACGCCGACCUCAUGACCUUGGCUCAGAACGACCCCCAGUCCGUCGACCCCAUCGUCACCAGACGGUAUUAUUACUCCAUUAAGGACAUCUCGGUCGGAGGGAUGUGCAUCUGCUACGGUCACGCCAAAGCCUGUCCCCUCAACCCCAACACCAAGAAACUGAGCUGUGAGUGUGAGCACAACACGUGUGGAGAAAGCUGCGACCGAUGCUGUCCUGGUUACAACCAGAAGCCCUGGAUGGCUGGAACCUUCCUCACACGCCACGUCUGUGAGAAAUGUAACUGUCACAGUAAAUCAGACGAGUGUUUCUACAACCAAACCGUUGCUGAAAUGAACCUGAGUUUGAACAUUCAUGGUGAAUACAAAGGAGGUGGAGUCUGCCUCGGUUGCUCCGACAACACAGCUGGAAUUAACUGCCAGUCAUGCGUGGAAGGCUUCUAUCGACCACGUGACGUGAGCCCAGAUGACCUCCGACCCUGCAGACCCUGCGCAUGCGACUCGAGAGGCUCCGUCUCCACAGUCUGCGUACCGGAUGAUCAUCAGGCCACUGAAGGGCAGUCUGCAGGAUGGUGUCACUGUAAGCAGGGCUACGCAGGGGAGAAGUGUGACAGAUGUGCUUUCGGCUACAGAGGUUUUCCUGAGUGUCGGCGCUGCAACUGUAGUGCUGAGGGCAGCGUGAAUACGGACCCGUGCCAGCUACCGUGUGUGUGUAAGGAGAAUGUAGAAGGAGAGAGCUGUGAGCGGUGUAAAGAGGGAUAUUAUAAUCUCCAUGGUGACCGUUCCAGCGGCUGUGAGAAGUGUUACUGCUCCGGAGUCUCCAGCGUGUGGGAGUCACAGUGGGAACACACCAAUAUCAUACAAAUGUCCCGAUGGUAUUUAUCAGGCUCAGGAGGGGAGGGGCGAGUAUGGGCGGUCCCUGAUACAGCCACGCCCCUUACAGUAACAGUGAACUACACAGAAGCUCAAGCUCUCUUGACUCCGCCUUAUUACUGGAACGCUCCACCCUCUUACCUAGGGAACAAGAUCUUGGCAUAUGGAGGUUAUCUGACAUAUACGAUUUCCUGUACCAGAGACGAGCUACAGGAAAUACACCAAGGCUUUAAUGUCAUUAUAGAGGGCGGUGGCCUGCGUUUGACAGACAGGCGCUCGGAGGCGGUUCCUGCGCUGGGAUUGGUCGGGGUGGUGAGGAGGAAGGUUCCUUUGAGAGCUGAGAAUUUUCGACACUUUGACUCGAAUGCUGCAGUCAGUAAGAGUGACAUCAUCAGUGUACUGCUGAAAGUCACACACCUCAGAGUGAGAGCAGCACACUGUCAACUACACAGUCUGUCCUCGGUCAGUAUGGAAGUCGCUUCUGCAGACUCUCGUUCUGGUGUUCAGGCGCGAGCGGUGGAGGUGUGUGUGUGUCCUCACGGUUACACCGGCACUUCCUGUGAGAUGUGUAUCGAAGGCUACAGGAGGGUUAAUGGGACCCUACACCAGGGUGUGUGUGAGCUCUGCCGUUGCCACGGACACGCAUCACGUUGCGAUGAAAACACCGGACACUGUCUGGGAUGUGAACACAACACCAUGGGCCCACACUGUGACCUAUGCUCACCCGGUUACUAUGGCGAUGCCACCAGAGGAACCUCACAUGACUGCCGGCCAUGCGCUUGUCCUCUACAGGAACCUUCCAACAACUUCAGUCCGACGUGCCACCUGGGUGAGGACGGAGAGGUGGUCUGCGACCGAUGUCCAGACGGUUAUUCCGGGUCUCUGUGCGACAGAUGUGAUAAUGGAUAUUUCGGGUCUCCUCGGGACGUGGGUGGUUUGUGUCGUCCGUGUUCCUGCAGUGGGAAUUUGGAUCUCUCUGUGGCCCGUAGCUGUGACCCGCUAACAGGGGCGUGUCUUCACUGCCGCCGCGGUUACGCAGGACCAAACUGCGAAACCUGCGCAGACGGUUACUAUGGAGACGCCGUAGGGGCCAAGAACUGCCAACUGUGUGAGUGUAACAGUAAUGGCUCUGUAUCGGAGGUGUGUAAUAAGGAAAGCGGACAGUGUCAAUGUCUCCAACGUGUCCUGGGGCGAGCAUGUGACCAGUGUAGUCCAGGGACACACAUGCAGGCAGGUAGUGGGUGUGUCCCAUGUCACUGUAACUCAUUCGGCUCAAAAUCGUUCGACUGCAGCGAGAGCGGUCAGUGCCGCUGUCAGCCCGGAGUCACGGGACAGAAGUGUGACCGCUGCUCUCAUGGACACUUCAACUUCCAGGAAGGAGGGUGCACACCGUGUGAGUGUUCUCAUGUAGGGAAUAACUGUGACCCGGGAACAGGGCGCUGUCUCUGUCCUCUCAACACGGUGGGAGAUCGAUGUGAGAAAUGUGCCCCCAAUCACUGGGGUCACGACAUCGCCACCGGCUGCAAGGCGUGUGGAUGUCACGUGACGGGCGCAGUCACGCAGCAGUGUAACGUGAACACGGGAUGUUGUUUUUGUCGGGACGAGUUCAAGGGCGAGAAAUGCAACGAGUGUAAACUGGGAUACAGGAACUUCCCGCACUGCGUCUCCUGCGACUGCUCGCUGUCCGGCUCCAACGCCGAGACCUGCGACCCCGAAUCCGGAGUGUGUGCGUGCGCUGAGAGGACCGGCCAGUGUUCCUGCAGGAUGAACGUGGAGGGUCUGAGGUGUGAGAUGUGUAAGUUUGGGACGUUCGGUCUUAGCGAAAGAAAUCCUCUCGGCUGCAGUCGCUGCUAUUGUUUCGGCCUGAGUACAAGCUGCACCGAGGCCAAGGGUCUGAUCCGGAUGAGGCUGACUCUCAUGCCGGAACAGAAGGUGCUCCCCCUAGUGGACAAAGACAACAGCAAGGAGAUUACAUUUGGAGUAACAUUUCAGUAUCCGGAAAUCAUCGCUAACGCCGAGGUGGUCGGACAGGAACUCGAGGAGCCAUACUACUGGAAGCUCCCGAAACAGUUCCGAGGCUCCAUGAUAACUGCGUACGGAGGGAAACUGAAGUACACCGUUUAUUACGAAGCUCGUGAUGAAACAGGCCACGCCUCCUACGAGCCACAGGUCAUCAUUAGGGGUGGAGCGACCAGGGACAAAGUCAUGAUACGCCACAUGGUGGAGCCACAGAUCGGUCAACUGACCCGUCAUGAGAUUGACAUGACGGAGCACGAGUGGAAGCACCACGACAGCAAACCGAUGAGCCGCGAGGAUUUUAUGGACAUUCUGUUCCACAUCGAGAACGUUUUCAUCAGAGCUUCACAUGGGAACGUCAUGAGACAAAGCCGGAUCUCCGAGAUUUCUCUGGAGGUUGCAGAAGAGGGUCGGCCGUCGGUGGAGAGUGAACGAGCUCAUCAGAUCGAGAAGUGCGAGUGUCCCACUGGAUACUCCGGCCUCUCCUGUGAGGAGUGUGCAGCCGGCUUCUACAGGUUGUCCUCACGUGUCUCCGUCUCCAGGUUCAGGUCUGGAAUGGGCAGCUGUGUUCGGUGUGAGUGUAACGGCCACAGCGUCUCCUGUGACCCAGACACCGGCGUCUGCCAGAACUGUCAACACAACACAGAAGGAGAGAAGUGUGAGAGAUGUUCUGCCGGUUUUUACGGUGUGGUUCGUGGUUCUCCGGACGAUUGCAAACCCUGUGCAUGUCCUCUCAGCAACCCUGAAAACAAUUUCAGUCCUUCCUGUGUAACGGAGGGUUUUAGCGACUAUCGCUGCACCGCCUGUCCUGAAGGCUAUAUUGGAAAGUACUGUGAGAGGUGUGCGACUGGUUACCAUGGUGACCCCCGGCGAGCAGGCGGGCGCUGUGAGGAGUGUGAGUGUGACCUGGUUGGCGCGUUGCCUGUUCCGUGUGACACACACACGGGCGCGUGUCGGUGCCGACCCGGAGCUACGGGCCUGAAGUGUGACCGGUGCAUGGAGAAGCAUGUGUGUGGACCAGCGGGCAUCGUGUCGUGUGAUGAUGACUGUGCUGGGCUUCUAAUCAGAGACAUGGAUCAGUUGCUACGACUGAUUAGCGGUGCGAAUCUGACACUGCCCCUCCCCCCACCAUAUGGAGCACUGUACCGCGUCGAGAACAUGACCGACGAGCUCAAGCACAUGUUAUCCCCCCAUCGAGCUCCGGAGAGACUCCUGCAGUUGGCCGACAGUAAUCUUGGCAGCCUGGUCACUGAGAUGGACGAGUUACUGAGCAGGGCUAACAAGGUGUCCGCCGACGGAGAACAGACGGACUCGGACGCAGAGAGGAGUCACAAACGAGCCCAAGAUCUCGAGCAGUUUGUUAAGAACACACUCCUCGCCGCUGAAGCGCUGCGUGAUAAAGCUCGUGAGCUGAACGCUACGUUGGGUCGGAGGGACGACGGUGUGGAGAAAAGCGUGAAUGAGAUGCAGGACGAGAUCAAGGCCAUGAUGAAUGAACUCCGCUCACGCCAACUUACACACCCACACACACACACCGUCCAGGAGGAACUCAGGGCUGCUCAGGAUCUCCUGCUGAAGGUUCAGCGCGGUUUCGCGGCUCCUCACCGUGUCUCGGAGGAGCUGCAGCAGGAGGUCUCAUCCAAACUGCGAGACCACGACGACAAACUGCAAGGAGCUCAAGAGCUGCUGGAGGAGGCGCAGAACAACAUUGGGAACGCUCGAACCCUGAACAGCGACAACCUGCGCAGACUGGAGGAAGUGCAGAGAAAGAGGAACGAGAGCAGUAAAAAGAAAAAGGAGACAGAGGGAAUCCUAGAGGACGGAGAGAAGAUACUGAACGAAGCCAACGCUCUCUCAGACGACAUCAACCGCGGCACUGAGGAGUUAGAGGAGAUGAAGCGAGAUCUCGGACCCCUGCAUGAUCAACUCGACUACAGAGUGUCUCGCUUGGCUCAAGUCGUGGAGGAUGACAAGCUAAAAGAUCUAGUGCUCCGAGCCGAGAACCAUGCCGCCCAGCUCAACGACUCUGCUACCAUACUGGACAGGUCAUCCUGGCCGGCUAAGAACCUCUCCUUCAAUGCCACGGCCGCAUUCAACGCCUACAGCAACAUCAAGAACUACAUUGACGAGGCGGAUAAAGCGGCCAAGCAGGCGAAAGCAACAGCUACGGAGGCUGUGCAGCUGGCCACGGGACCUAGAGGUGCUCUGAAAGAUGAAGCGAAGAUCUCGUUGCAGAAAAGCCAGCGUCUUUGGAAUGAGGCUAAGAACCUGGAGAACGUUGUGAAAGACAACGGAGAUAAUCUGGGAGUUCUGCAGCAACGGCUCAAAAGCGCCGAUGCCAAGAACAAAGAGCUGCUGAAGGGCCUGGACGAAAAUCUGGCAGUGCUCCGAGCCAUCCCCAACGACACGGCGGCAAAGCUCAUGGCCACGAAGCAGAAAGCGAGCAAAGCGAACGACACGGCCAUCGAGGUUCUGGCUCGGCUCAAAGACAUGAACCAGAACCUGAUGGGCCUGAAUCGGAACUUCAGCACACUGAAGGAUGACAUCAACAAAGCCAACAAUCUCAUCCAAGACCCCGAGAAAAACACGAUAAUCCACGCAGCCGGCGCUAAAGUGAAGGAUCUGGAGGAUGAAGCUGAGCGCCUGCUGGAGAAGCUGAAGCCGAUCCGUGAGCUGCAGGACAACCUGCGCAAGAACAUCUCUCAGAUUAAGGAGCUCAUUAACCAGGCUCGCAAACAGGCCAACUCUAUCAAGGUGUCCGUGUCGUCCGGGGGAGACUGCAUUCGCACCUACAGGCCAGACAUCAAAAAAGGCCGCUACAACACCAUCGUCCUGAACGUGAAGACCCUCGCCGCCGACAACCUGCUCUUUUACCUCGGCUCGGCCAAAUUCGUGGACUUCCUGGCGAUCGAGAUGAGGAAGGGAAUGAACUUCCUGUGGGAUGUGGGGUCAGGGGUCGGUCGAGUGGAGUAUCCCGAUCUCACUAUUAAUGAUGGAAACUGGCACCGAAUUGAAGCCUCGCGAGUGGGUCUAAAUGGCAGUGUGUCUGUUCGGCCCCUUGAGGGCCCCAAAGCGGGCAUUGCACCCACCUGGCAGAGCGCCAAGUCUCCUGAGAGCUACACAGUGCUGGAUGUGGAUCAGAACGCUUACCUGUUCGUAGGAGGAAUGCUGGGCAGUGUCAAGAAAGCAGAUGCGGUGAAGACCAUCACCUUCUCCGGCUGUAUGGGAGAGACUUACCUGGACAGUAAACCAAUCGGAUUGUGGAACUACAGGGAAAGAGGUGGAGACUGUAAAGGAUGUGUGGUCAGUCCUCAGCCUGCCGACUCCGAAACCGUGGUGCAGUUCGACGGUGAUGGCUACGCUGCCGUCAGUCGUCCGACGCGAUGGAACCCCAACGCUUCAACGGUGACCUUCAAAUUCCGCACGUUCUCCACCAGCGCUGUGUUGAUGUAUCUUGCCACCAAGGACAUGAAAGACUUCCUGAGCUGUGAGCUGAGUGAAGGUCGUGUGAAGGUCAGCUACGAUCUCGGUUCAGGGACUGGUUCCGCACUCAGCCAUAAACGCCACAACGACGGACGAUGGAAAUCACUCACCAUGACUCGCUCGAAAAAAAAAGGCACUUUGACCAUCCUGGACAUAGACACCAACGAGGAGGAGAAACUUUUCAUAGACUCUCAGGGAGGAGCAACAGGGCUUAACCUGAAGGAGGAUGAGAGGAUCUACUUUGGUGGUUUACCCACCAUCGGGAACUACAGGCCUGAGGUGACCCAGAGGAGAUACUCCGGGUGUAUGAAGGACAUUGAAGUAUCCCGAACGCCAUACAACAUCCUAAGUAGUUCCGACUACACUGGAAUAAGCAAAGGAUGCAGCAUUGAGAACGUCCACACGGUCAGUUUCUCCAGGCCCGGCUAUGUGGAGUUGAAUCCGAUGGUGUUGGACAUUAGUUCGGAGAUUACACUGUCCUUCAGCACCAAGAAAGAGAACGGAAUCAUCCUAUAUGGCCGGGGUGGAUUGACCACCCUGACCCACAGCUCACAGAGCAUCCAGAACCGCAACCUCGGCCGCAAGCGCAGGCAGACCGGAGAGCCGUACGUGUCAGUCCAGUUGAUUAAAGGAUCUCUGGAGGUGCUGGUGUUCAGUGGCAGUAAGAACCCACGUCGCGCCAUUAGAAAACCUGACGAAGUGAUUUUACAUGAUGGACUUGAGCACUCACUGCGCAUCCGCCGCCACUCAGGAGGCUCAUUCUCAGUGCAGGUGGAUGAAGAGGACCGAAUAGAGCAGGCACUACCCAAUGAUCAGCCAAUCAUAAUCCAGAGGCUGUUUGUGGGCGGAAUUCCAGCUGACAUGGCUGGAGGCCUGCAGAGACCCGGCCGGCCGUUUGAGGGCUGCAUCUGGAACCUUCUGAUCAACACCAUCCCGAUGGACUUCUCGCAGCCGGUGGCCUUCGAAAACGCCGAAAUCGGGCGGUGUCCUGACGUCGCCCCACCUCUUCGACCUCCACCGCCACCACCAGGUGCAGAAAAAGAGGAGGAAAAAGAGGACGAGGAGAAGGAAGUAACCCCGCCCAAAUUACCCACUUAUACAGUGAGGCCACCGGCUCCACCUUCUACGGCCACGCCUCCUGCUGAUGUCAUCACCGUUCCUGCCGUGCCCAUCGAUGUCCAUGAACCAUCGGUCUCCUGUGCGGUGGGGGCGGAGCCUGAGGUCCUGGAUUUAGCGAAGCAGUUCGGUCUCUCGAGGAACAGCCAUAUGGAGUUUGAGUUUGACGACCGGAAGGUGAAGAACAGCCUGAUUAUAGAGUUCGAGUUGAGGACUGAGGCAGAUUCGGGGCUGGUGUUCUACAUGGCCAGAAUAAAUCACGCUGACUUCGCCACGGUGCAGGUGAAGGAGGGGAUGGCUCACCUAAGCUUCGACCUCGGCAGCGGCAACACGUCCGUCAGCGUCCCCCGUAUCAUCAACGACGGCCACUGGCACAAGAUUAAAGUGCUUAGGGAUAAACAGAGGGGAAUCCUGACUGUAGACGGACGUUACAUCAAACACACCGUGAGUCCGAAGAAAGCUGACAUCCUGGACGUGGUGGGGAAGCUGUACGUCGGGGGUCUUCCUCUAAACUACACCACCAAGCGCAUAGGACCGGUGGUGUACAGCAUUAACGGCUGCAUCAGAAACUUCCGUAUGACGAACGGGCCUCAGGAUCUGGACCAUCCGAGCUCCAGUUACCGCGUGGGCUCGUGCUUUACCAGCGUGCAGAGCGGCUCGUACUUCAGCGGCACGGGCUACGCUAAAGCAGUGAGCACCUACAGAGUGGGGAACGAGGUGACGGUGGCGCUGGAGUUCCGCACCAGCACCGCUACUGGAGUUCUGCUCGGCGUCAGCGGCCAGACGAUGGACGGCCUCGGCAUCGAACUCAUCAACGGCAAGCUCCUCUUCCAUGCGGAUAACGGAGUGGGGCGUGUCACGGCAACCUCCCAGGGGGCGGGGCUCUGUGACGGCCAAUGGCAUUCGGUCACCGCCCAUAAACUGAAGCACCGUCUCGAGCUUAUUGUUGACGGACAAAAAUCGGAAGCAGCCAGUCCGGACGCUAGCUCCGCCUCCGCCGACACAAACGACCCCGUCUUUGUGGGCGGAUACCCAGAGGGCCUGAAGCAGUUCGGCCUGACCACCAGCGCCCCCUUUAAAGGCUGCAUGAGGAACAUAAAGCUCAUUAAAGCGGGAAAGGUCCUGGAGGUUCAGCUCAACAAAGCGACAGAGAUUACUGGGGUCCAGCCUCUUACAUGUCCCGCUGCCUAGACACACACACACACACACACACAUACACACACACACACACACACACACACACACACACACUAACCAUUUGUCUAUAUCUACAUGAAGAACCACCAAAGAAACCCAAAGCAGUGGAAGAAAUGGACCCAAACCAAAAUAACACACAUUUGAUUUUCAGGGUCUUGAUGUUCUCCAUGUUCUCCAUCUUUUCCUGUCAUGCUUCUAUGCUUUUUUAACGAACCAAUCCCAGCGUCAAGGGUUUGUGUAGCGAUAGACGACUUUCUUACAGUACUGAAGCGUCAUUUUCAGGAGACUUGUACUUUUCCUGACUAUAAAUAAAAACCACUGUUCCUCAUGA
Molecule: messenger RNA, 9776 nt
Organism: Silurus meridionalis
Lineage: Eukaryota; Metazoa; Chordata; Actinopteri; Siluriformes; Siluridae
Gene: lama2
Product: laminin, alpha 2
Biological process (GO): cell adhesion; regulation of cell migration; regulation of embryonic development
Cellular component (GO): basement membrane
Molecular function (GO): signaling receptor binding; extracellular matrix structural constituent
Source: RefSeq, a predicted model, not a curated record